UUAAGAAACUGAUAAAAUCGUACCAUAUAGGUUUAAGACUUUUCGGUGUGCAAAUACCUGUGACAAUUCGCUAGUUUCAUAUUUAAACCUAAAUAAAGUCAAUCCUACUUUCUCACAAAGAGGUAUGAUAAACAAGUGGGAAACGUGUGUGUAAAGGUGUAUAAUAUGUAAAAUAGACUAUCUAUAGAUGAUGUGUUUUCGGCUGGAUAUCCACUAAGUUUGGAUGUCAGAAUUUUCUUUUUCACUUGUUAAAUGUGUAACGAACUGGGCUAGAUGGUUAAUGGAGUUGAUAGUUAAUUUCAAUAGCGUUUAUUGAAAGGAGUUUUCAGUUAAACGUAGUAAUUAUAGUGGUGUAAAGUAGAAGUGAACAUGUUUAAAGUAUUAAAUCUCAACAAUCUUACAGUGAAUGACUUUUCACAUUCAAAGCUGUCUCGGAGUUAUUGAAAAUCAAACAUGUUGAACUAAUUUCCAGUGUGAUUUAAAUUUCGGCAUUCAAAAUAUGAAUAAUUUGUGUUUUUCAUCCAGAGUAAUCAUAAAAUGAUCAACACAUGUGGAUAUGUUAUUUGUGUGUGUUGUUUGUUUAUCGUAAAUAUACUACAAUGCCAAGGAGAUACUUGUCCAUCGGAUAUUUCGUUUACUGUCAAUCCAGACGCCGACGUGAAAUUUACGGUCGUGACGUCAUUGCGUCACGCCGACGGCGACAAAUGUGGCAAAGGUAUAGACCAAUCAGCUUGGCAGAAACUGGUCGUUAUGCAGUGGCUGGUCGAUAAAAUGAAUGAUGCCAACUUUACAGGAAACGUAAAAAUAGGCUUUGAUGUCCAUGACGACUGCGGGCUAAACCGGAAGUCCAUGUCACGUGCUCUCGAUGUACUCGACGGACCCGUUCUUGGAACCACUUCCUGUAAGGCGAAUGACAAGUGUCAGAUAGGUCUGAUCAGCGCAUCUGGAAGUAGCCCCACUGAAGCCCUGCUGUACGCACUAGACGGCUCCCACAUUCCGGUUCUUAGUCCCAUCGCCACCCGUACUAACUUGAAACGAUACUGGAACUUCUUCCGGACCAUCCCGUCCGACGACCAUCUAUUACAGGCACUGGUGAACGCGCUGAAAGAUAUUAACGUCACUUACGUCGCAGUGAUUUACGAGGACACCGAUUUCGGACGAUAUGGGGUUCAGAUGAUUCGGGAACUUGGACAUGCAAAAGGCGUGUGCGUUGAUAGCGAUUUAAAACUCACGCCAAAUGUUAAAGUAGACCUCACCAAUUUGACGGCCCAAAGGGAUCGCACCAAGGAUGAUAGCCUUAGAGUGAUUUUCAUCGGUCAACAGUCGUCCUUCAUCAAUAUGAAACGCGACCUCGACACUUACAACCUCGGUGAAACGAUUCCUGGAAUAACAUGGCUCUUCAUCGAGCAGGCAGAAGACUGGACUUCUACCAAUGAUUUUAAGAAUGCGUAUAAUGGAACGUUAGUGAUGUCGCAUGCGCGGGAAAAUAUUUCCGAGGCUUUUGAGUAUGUUAAGAUGAAAUGGAACCGAGUUAAUAACAAAUCAGAUGAUCCAAUAGAGAGACUUUUGGCCAGUUGUGCUGGAGGAAGCAAUCUUACUGCUGUAGACGCCGACUUUGGCCCCACCGUUGACGCGGUAUUUGUGCUGCUAUUUACGUUCCAAAGGCAGUUAAAGGAGAAGUGCACCGCCAAAGCCCCGUUUAUAAACUGUAGUCGUAUUCGCGAGGAGUUCAAUUUUAAGGGAGAGAUCCUUAAUUAUCCGAUGCGAUAUAUUGACAUGAAAACUAUCACACAGGGCGCGUUGGAUAUCAAAGAAUUUACGGACAAAAACAGAGUGGUGAAUUUCACAGCAGACGGAAAUGUGUUAUCGAGUUCGCAUGUUCCACUCUAUGACGUAUCAGUGACUGUGUCAGGCAAACAAGACGUGAUCGGUAAAAUCACAAUCGAUGGUUUCAACCUGACAAGAGUUGGCGUGGUCUUGCCUUACUCGAGGUGCGGCGAAUCCUGCCCGGCCUGCGUCAGCCUGCCGGAUAUACCCUUCGCCUUCAUAGAGGGCGACACCUACAUACUGGGGAUCAUUUCAAUCCACGAGACGGAUAAGGACUUACCCUUCGGGUGCGGCCAGUUUCGAACGCAGCAGAUGGACGUGGUUUUAGUUGAGGCCUUCCUUCACACGGUCGAAGCGGUGAGGAACACUACUGUCAACGAUGGUAGGAAAAAUUUCAGAGUUGGAGCUAUCAUGCUGGAUGAUUGCUAUAGUUAUGCGCGAAUGCAGCUUCUUUUGACAAAAAUCAUGUCCGGAGAGACGCGUCUGAAGCACCCAGUCACAGGGAAGCCAAUUGACCUUCGCAAUAAAAUCGUUGCCGUGGUAACAAUUGUUAGCAGCACGGUAACAAAGGCGAUUGCCGAUUUAAUGGCCGAAUUUUAUGUUCCUGUUAUAUCCGCCUCAGCCUCAUCGAAGGAUUUGGACGACCGAGCUAAUUUUCCGUACUUUUUACGGACUAUCCCGAGUGAUGGCGAACAAGCAAAGGCGAUGGCGCAUAUUGUAAAAAAGAACGACUGGAAGUACAUUAGCCUUAUGUAUGUCAAAAAUAACUACGGGAGUAAAGGAAGAGAUGCUUUUAUGAAUGAGGCUAAGAAUAAUGGGCUGUGCAUCGCUAAUGAGCCAGAAGGUAUAACAGAUGUUGAUGCAAAUGAUAUCGACCUCAAAGAGGUGUCCACAAGAAUACUUAACCAUAAAACCGAUAUCACAGUUUACUUCGGUACUGAAAUGAGAAUGAAACAGUUUUUGCGAAUUAUAAACGACAAUACCCCAUACAUUUUCCUGGGAAGCGAAGAUUGGGGAGACAGGCAACAUUUAUUGUCAGAUACCGGAAACAAAACGUUAGGGAGUAUUACAAUGAAGAAUGACAAUGCAAGUAUAGAUACCCUUAGUUUUCGGGACUAUUUGACAAGAGCAAACCCUCAGAAUAUCUCUUUUACAAGAAAUCCAUGGUUUACCGAGUACUGGGAAGACCUGUUUAAAUGUGAUCUACCUUUCAGUAUAACGAAUCGAUAUUUACAUGAGUGCAAAGUGGAUCAGCGUUUUUCACAGCCUGCUUUGCAGGAAUUUAUGGGUGACCAGCGCGUUUUGCAUACUAUUUACGUAAUUCAGGCGUUAUUUGAGGGUCUAAAAGCUGCCAAAGAAAAAUUCUGCAAGUUCGAUGAGACUUUUCCAUGUGAUGCCUAUCGUGGUGAGAAACACGCGGACAUUUAUUUGAGUAUUCUCAGAAACGUGAAGUUGCUCCGGAAUGGGAUGGCUACCAGGGUGUUCCGGGAUGACGGAAACGGGAACAUCGGCUUCCUCAUCAAUAAUGUGCAGAUAGGGACCGACGGAAAGCUCUUUUAUGCACAGGUAGGCACCUUUAACGACGGAAUCUUGAAUCUACGUAAGGACCUUCUCAAGUUUUACGGCAAGUCCAUGGACGGCGCGUGCACGGGUUCUCUGUGCAACCACUGUAACGUAGACGAAAACAUAGCGAACACUACGAUGGCUGUCAUGACAAAGAGCGCUGGAGAUUUUUCUGCGGACGCCUUCGGUGUUGCCCAGUAUACAAUUAUCGGUAUUCUGGCAUUUAUCAUCGUCCUGGUCAUACUUUUGUGUGUGUGCGCCAUAUGCUUUUUCCGGAAGAAAUUAACGGACCUUCACCACCAGGCGACGGAGAUGAAGUACGAGAUCCGCACGGGAUAUUCGCGUCAGACGGGAUCCGCAAUUUCCGCCGGACACACCAUCAUUAACUACAAGGGCGUGGAUUUCCAUAACACCGCCAACGCGAGCGGAGGUACGCUGUACGAGUUCAACAAAGCAAACACGGCGCUGGCAGCCAGCAGCAGAGCUACUGUAGCAAACGGCGGUGUGGUUAACAAUGGCUUCGUCGGCAGCGAUAUGUACAUUCACGCUCGGGGUAGCGACGAUGUUGAUACGUCGGCAUUGUCGGGAAAUUCGAAAAGCAACAGCUCUCACCACACACACACCUCCUCUGAGCGGAACAGCUCUAUCGAGAUGGCGCAAUCCUCGGAAUACAAACCGCCGUCAUCUCACUAUGGCCGUUUAAAGGCAAACAGCAGCUUCAAGAAGCCGGUGGAUGCGCAGUUCAAGAAGCAGCCGCGAACGCAGCUGGCGGUGCCUCCAUGCCGACCAGAACUUCCUCCGCGUGAGAGCGAUCAGCCGAAGCUUUCGCCGGUUCGCAAGCCUGAUCUGGGCGCCGAAAGCGCUGACAAUGAUUACUCUUCUCAGACAAAUGACACCACUUCUAACGAAAGAAUUAACGCGACCAGACAUUUUACUGUGUCGCCUACGUUAGGUCAAGUAAAAUACAGAAGUCCACCUCCAUACAAUAAAUACACACACAAUUCUGAGUCGCCAUAUAAAGACUCGGGAACCAACUACCCAGUAAGUUUGAAAGACUCCGCAUACGGUACGGGAACCAAUCAGGUUUUUCGUGACGCGUACGUACUUGAUUUAAAUGGUUACCCGUCUCAAGACAGUGGCGGGUCAAUGGAAAAAAUAUCACGUGUUUAACAAAUAGUGCUAAAUCUAGCACAAUUUCAUUCCAUUAAUACACCAGUUACAUGAUACAAUGUAAACUACCAUCUCCUCUUCAUUUCUUUAUGUAGAAUUCUAGAAUUGCCAUAUGUCAUAACCGUUAUAUUAUAAAUACAUGUGUGCGUAUGUGGCAAGGUUCGUGUAUGAAAUACCCGUUCCUAACUUGUUAUGUAAUUGCCGACGUUUCAAAAAGCGUUGAGAUAAAUUGACUGAAUAAACUGAGCAAACCGUAGAUUACCUAUGUAAGGAAUCUGUUAUAAAAGUAUCUCGAUUA
This is a messenger RNA of Dreissena polymorpha, 4858 nucleotides long. RefSeq lists its product as uncharacterized. Gene Ontology annotation, cellular component: membrane. Gene Ontology annotation, biological process: G protein-coupled glutamate receptor signaling pathway; regulation of synaptic transmission, glutamatergic. Bases 538 to 4560 code for a protein of 1340 amino acids. The record is from RefSeq and is a predicted model, not a curated record. Lineage: Eukaryota; Metazoa; Mollusca; Bivalvia; Myida; Dreissenidae. Gene Ontology annotation, molecular function: adenylate cyclase inhibiting G protein-coupled glutamate receptor activity. The transcript is spliced from 8 exons.